This is a messenger RNA of Impatiens glandulifera, 1597 nucleotides long. Its product is annotated as lysophospholipid acyltransferase LPEAT1-like. The transcript has 8 exons. Lineage: Eukaryota; Viridiplantae; Streptophyta; Magnoliopsida; Ericales; Balsaminaceae. Gene Ontology annotation, molecular function: lysophosphatidylethanolamine acyltransferase activity. Gene Ontology annotation, biological process: phospholipid metabolic process. The record is from RefSeq and is a predicted model, not a curated record. Gene Ontology annotation, cellular component: endoplasmic reticulum. The coding region runs from base 197 to 1366 and encodes 389 amino acids.
AAGCCAGCCAGCCGUCACGAUAAGCCAUCGACGACGGCUUGAAGGAAGUGCAGCCCCACAAAGCUUAUGAUAUAGACAAUUUCUCCCAUGGAUUCGCAUUUACCUACCAAGAUUUCACUCACAAUUUGAUUCAUACUUCUUCCUCAUCUCAUCAACAAUGGCAACUCGAUAAGAUUCUGCUUGAUUUCUUCAUCAAAUGGAUACCGAGCUCAAAGACUUCAUUUCUGUAACUAAUCCUCAAACACCGCCGCCAGAUGAAGACGACCGUCCGCUCCUUAAACCUGACCGCAAUCAGGAAUCUACGAACCCUGCGCCGCCGCCUUCCGAGACUAUAGAGGAGUUGGAGAAGAAAUUUCCUGCUUAUGUACGAAACGAUGUGUAUGGAACAAUGGGUCUCGGCGAGCUACCGCUGACGGAGAAGGUACUCGUUGGUGUCGCGCUAGUCACACUCUUGCCGUUGAGAGUGUUGGCGGCGACAUUGAUGUUGAUUGUUUAUUACGUGAUUUGUCGGAUUUGCACUAUGUUUUCUGCUCCGAAUCGAGCAGAUGAACAGGAAGAUUAUGCCCAUAUGGGUGGAUGGAGGAGGGCUGUGGUUAUCAGGUCUGGAAAGUUCCUCUCUAGGGCUAUUCUUUUCUCUAUGGGGUUUUACUGGAUCAAAGAAAUUCCUCUUCAUCAAGAGCAGGGAGAUUGUAAACAUCAAGAUGAAGACAUUGAAAGACCUGGAGUUAUCAUAUCAAAUCAUGUAUCAUAUCUGGAUAUACUGUACCAUAUGUCUUACUUCUUCCCAAGCUUUGUAGCUAAGAGAUCAGUGGCUAAACUCCCCCUAGUUGGCCUCAUCAGCAAGUGUAUGGGUUGUGUAUAUGUUCAGCGGGAAUCGAAAUCAUCAGACUUUAAGGGGGUUUCUGGUGUUGUGAAUGAAAGAAUUCGAGAAGCUCAUGAGAAGGAAGAUGCUCCAUUAAUGAUGCUAUUUCCAGAGGGCACAACUACAAAUGGGAACUUCCUUCUUCCAUUUAAGACUGGUGCAUUCCUUGCAAAAGCUCCUGUUCGUCCUGUGAUUUUAAGAUACCCUUAUGAAAGAUUUAGUCCUGCAUGGGACUCUAUAUCAGGGGUGCGUCAUGUAAUAUUACUCCUUUGUCAGUUUGUAAACUACCUUGAGGUUUUACAGUUACCUGUAUACUAUCCUUCACAAGAGGAAAAGGAUGAUCCAAAACUUUAUGCAGAGAAUGUUCGAAGGAUGAUGGCCCGUGAGGGUAAUAUGACAUUGUGCGAUAUAGGGCUGCCAGAGAAACGAAUAUACCAUGCUGCUCUCAAUAAUGGUAAUAAUAGAUUACCUAGUGUUGUUGUUUUGCAUCACAAAAAGGAUUGAUUGAUUGAUUGAUUCAUUUCGUGGGCGGGGCGAUAAGAUGCCUAAUAACUUCCAGUUUACCUCCAAUCAUCAUAAUAAUUGGUCUUUUGUCUAGAAAUAAUGAAGAAAACUGGUUGUAAUAAUAAUGUUUCAGCAGACAUAUAUACAUUGAGAGUGUAAAAGGAACUGACUAUGCAUCUGUGUCUGAAAUGUUUCUUCCUUUCGUCUUCAUGCAGGUUUCUUUUGACAUCA